Messenger RNA from Bombina bombina (fire-bellied toad), 5291 nucleotides. RefSeq names its product SFT2 domain containing 3 (gene SFT2D3). The transcript has 2 exons. Lineage: Eukaryota; Metazoa; Chordata; Amphibia; Anura; Bombinatoridae. The record is from RefSeq and is a predicted model, not a curated record. Gene Ontology annotation, cellular component: membrane. The coding region runs from base 75 to 758 and encodes 227 amino acids. Gene Ontology annotation, biological process: vesicle-mediated transport.
UGUUAGCUACGUCCCAAAGCGUCUAUAAGCUUUAUUAAUAAUGUACAACACGGAAGUGUUUCUGUGGUGAUAUUAUGGCGGAACUAGGUCGGCAGCUACAGGAAUACGUGGCGCAGAAUAAGGAAGACGAGCGCAGUGAAGCGGGAUGGAGGAACUGGUUCGGCGGCCCUUCUACUUGGAGUCCGUCGCUCUCCGGCCGUGCUGGAGCCGGCUGGUCUCUGCUCUCUCCCUCGGACUCGUCCUCUUCUUCAGCAGCCCCUGACCAGCCCCCUCCUUCUGGUAACGGCUUGUCAUGGUCCUGGGCCCCCCUUCAGCCAGAUUCUCUACUCCCCGGCCUGUCCUCUUCACAGCGGCUGCUACUGGCUGGGUUGUGUGUUCUGCUCUCAGUCAUGUGUUUCGGGCUGGCUGGACUUUACGUUCCGGUGCUCCUACUCCGGGCUCGCAAGUUCUCACUGCUGUGGUCUUUGGGUUCCACACUUGGCCUGGCUGCUGCUGCUCUCAUUCGGGGGCCCAGUCGAUUCUUGCGGGAGCCUGAGCUAUGGAGCCUGUUGUACAUGGCAGCCCUGGGAGGUACAUUGUAUGGCGCUCUGGGUAUCCGCAGCACAGUUCUCACGGUUAUAGGGGCUGUCGCACAAGUCAUUACAGGAUUUGGUCUUCUCAUGGGCUUGUUGCCUGGCGGUGCCAUAGGUAGACGCUACAUCGGCAGCUUGUGUGGGAGCCUGCUGCGUAAAGGGGUGUCCAAUGCUCUGCCUGUGUGAUGACACUUUAUUGUUUCAUUAAAUGCCCCAUACAAUAAUAAUGCAUCUCCCGAACAGUGCCUGAGUCAGACUUAAAAGGAUUAUUUAGGAGAGAGGGGCAGUUUGUUCCAUAAAAGAACGCAUAAGGCAAUACUUCAGGUACUUCCAUACUAUUGCGUUGAGGGGCUUUGCAAAAUGUAACUAAAAUAGACUAAGAUUACAUGCAGACGAAUUAUUACUAAUAGAAUAAGAUGCCCGAGGCAAUACCUGAAAGUGUUUUACCCAGGAGUGUGUGAAAAAGAUUUCUCAACGGGCUUUUUUUUUCUGUGGGCUAACGAGUUUACUUCUAAAGUUGGGUUUUGAAUCAGCAGGUCUGAGCUGGCCCCACAGAAUGAUCUAUAUGACCUUUGUUUGGAAUGUGGGUAUAAGCAUAUUGCUCUCAAGAUGGCCCUGGACAUGUGGAAUAGUGUAACUGCUGGUCACUAUAUGCUUUGUGUGUAGACCUGGAGUUAAACUGCUGUCAUCCCAUUGAAAAAAGACACAAAGGAGAACAUUAUUGCUAAUUUUGUUGUUGUCAUUAACAAAAGAGAGAAAACCACACUUUUUUUAUAUAACAAGGUUUAUUGUAAUAAAACCAUCUCACCCCUGUCACAGCUGACAGCUAAAACUUACAUUUUGUCAUCCUAUCCACAAAAUAAGAAUACUGUACUGUAAAAUUUGUUUUUCUCUUAUUGUGUUUCCAAUGACUCUUUAGGCUUAUUUUUGUUUACAAAUUGCAGUUUUGCUCUUUGAACCAACAACCCAUUCAAAUAGGUCUGAUCUUUCUACAAGUUCACCCUGUCUCUUUCUAUACACAAAUGCUUUCUUGCCUCAUCUCUGUACAAAAACCUAUUUAGAGAGAACAAUUGAAAAUUAAUAUUUUAAUACAUAUUCCUCCCACCCCACACUGGGAAUGUAAUUUCUUCUGCUGGCUUUUGUUUACCUAGCUUUUUUUAUUGCCAAUACUUCAGUAUUUGAAUAUAGGUAGCAAAUUCAGUAAGCAAAAUCUGCUAUUCAAUUGACGAAAGUAAAAUAUAAUACACUCCCGCAAGUAAAAUGGAGCACUGAGAACACAUUAAAAGGUAAACAACUUGCAAUAUGCUGCCCCUUUAAAAUAUUUUAUUGUUUAAAAGAGAAUAACUUUUUUUUUUUUUUAAAGGCCCAUUAUAGUAAAAAAAAAAAAAUGUUGUCAUUGGUUAGAGCAGGGGUCGACACAUCUGUUUAAAAUUUAGGAGCCAGUAAGAAUGUUUAGGACCCAUCCAUACAUUUAGGAGCUAGCCAAUGUUUGCAUAUAGAUAUAAUAUUAUUAUUCUUAUUUAUUUAUAAAGCGCCAACAGAUUCCGCAGCGCUGUUCAUAGGUAGCAAAGAUAAAAAGACAGUACAAUAUGAGACACCAGACAAAAUUUAACAAACAAAUACAGGAGGAAUUGGGAGCCCUGUUCCUGUGGGAACUUACAAUCUAUAUGGAAGAUAACUCAAAACGUUAGGAGCCAUCUACCCUGCAAAUUUGUGGAACUGCUCGUCUUAAGUGGCAAAUACCCCUGAUCUAUUGAGCCGUGUUAGUCGACCCAGUUGUGCAACUAGCGCUGCUGAUUAGAUCAGCAGUAGUUUUUUUUUUUUCUCAGGACCAGCAGUUCUCUAACCACCGUGAAGUGGUUAGACACAAAGAUAAACGCAUACAUUUGCAGGCUCACUGGUGAUUUGAUUACAUGCUUUAACAAAGGAGAGCAUGUCAUUAUAUUGGCCUUCCCUAGUAAUACCAGUGAAGAACCCUUCCCCGAAGGAGCAUGGACAGAACCACCACUCUCCUGAUUUACCUAUAAGGUAACCCUAGUCCUCUUCCUAGUUCUGUCUUGCCACUAGGUGAGCAGGGCUAGGAGACUCUCCCCAAGCAAGGCUUCUGCUCUUUUGCAUGUAUCUGCAUUUAUGCACCCAAGGUUGACUCAGGCCACUGGUUUGCUGUGUGAUGUUAAGUUUCUCCAUCUGGAGUUACUGUGUGGGGGCGACAUGUUCUGCAAUAUUAUAUUGUGGGGGUCACUAAAAUGGAGUUUUAAAGGGACAUGAAACCCACAUUUUUUCUUUCAUGAUUUAGAAAGAGAAUGCAAUUUUAAACAUCUUUCUAAUUUACUUCUAUUAUCUAAUUAGUUUUAUACUCUUGAUAUUCUUUGCUGAAAAGCAUAUCUUGAUAUGCUCAGAAGAUGCUAAUUGGUUGCUGCACAUAGAAGCCUCGUGUGAUUGGCUCACCCAUGAGCAUUGCUUUUUCUUCAACUAAGGAUAUCUAAAAAAAUGAUGCAAAAUAAAUAAUAGAAGUCAAUUGUAAUGUUGUUUAAAUUUGUAUUCUCUAUUUGAAUCAUGAAAGAAAGAUUUUGGGUUUAGUAACCCUUUAAUAGUUUACUCUGCCAGCAGUCAGGGUCUAAGUAAUAUACAUUUGCUUCAUAAUGAAGCAUUUAAGAGGAUAGCAUGACUUUUAAAAGGGACGUUAAACAGUCUGUUUCAUGUUGUAAUAAAAAAGCAUUGCUUAUACUUAAUAAAUGGAUGUUACCUUUUAUAUUAAAUAAAAAUGUUUACACUACAUUUGUGCUUCCUGUCACAGCCCUAUCAAGAGGAGGAGCCUUUGCAGGAAGUUGUCUUAGCCUCAUGUUAUAAAACGUCUAGGCUAGUGAAUAGAGUUUUCAAAACCUGUCGUCAGGCCUCCCCGAUGGUCCAGGUUUUCUGGAUUACCUUGGAUGAGAGCAGGUUAAAAACAUGUUAACCAGUCAGCUGAUUAUUUCACCUGUGCCUCAGUUCAGAUAUCCACAAAAUGUGGUCUGUUAGGGAGACUGAGGGCAGGUUUGAAAACCACUGGACUAGAUAACAGGAAGUCAGGUUUGCUCAGGCCCAGAACUGACACAAUACAAACUUAAAUCCUCUGCUCUUAAAACACUGGGUGCAGGGCUACACUGAGAAUUUCUUAGUGUAAAAAACAGCAAAUACUGUUUUCUUGCAAAAUUAGCACUAUCUUUAUAUAUAUAAUUUGUUUUUACCAUAGGAGCUCGGUUUGAUUAUCCCUUUUAAGUAUGUGAGGUAGAGAUCAGAAAGCCAAAAUUUAGUUUGGAUAUAGCUUUUGCAAAAACUCAAAUUUUGAUUAUUUACUCAUGAAUUAAUACAUAGGCAUCCUUUUAUAAGACUGAUGUUUUGUGUCAAGAAAUGAGUUUUUUAAUCUUUUAUGUAACAUUGUUAUAUUGAAAUGAUCUUUAAAAUAAUAAAUUGGUUCAUAAUUUCUAUAAAUCUGAAUUUAGGUCUGGCGUAUAAAUAGUGUACAUAAUGGAUUCUUUUCACUUUCAUUUUUUUAUUAUUUAAUGAGAAUACUGUACUUAAACAUUGCUUAAUUAAGGUUUGACAUUUUUAUUAAUCUGGGGUGUAUUUCCUUUAAGGUACAUGAAACCCCAAAUUUUUAUUUCAUGAUUUAGAAAGAGCAUACAAUUUUCUAAUUUACUUGUAUUAUCUAAUUGGCUUCAUGCUCUCGAUAUCUUUUGUUCAAAAGCAUACUCUGUGGCUACUGAUUGGUGGCUGCACAUAGAUGCAUUGUUAUACAUUGGAAUGUUUAAAAUUGUAUUUUCUAUUUGAAUCAUAAAAUAAACAAAUUCGGUUUCAUGUCCCUUUUAAACACUCAAUGAGAAACAAGAUGUUUGACUUCUUUAUUACUUCAGAGUAUAUAUUUACUAUGCACUCAUUGUAAAACGUAUGCAUAAAAUGGUUUGUAAACAUAUUUUGUAAUCUUCGGAGCAGUCCAGGGAUAAACAUAAUAAUAAAUCUGCUGGGUAUGUUAGUCUGACCUCAUUUACUGUAACCAAUAUGAGGACAGAAUUAAAGAAGCAUAGGAACUACUCCAAACAAUUUGUGUUGUGGGAUUAGAUAAACCACAACUGUUUUUACCAGUGCUCAGGGAUCCUUUUUUUUUUUUUUUUAAAUCCUCUAUCUCGGGGUUCUUCAAACUUUUUUUUUUUCCCCUCAAGAUUCAGUGCCAUGAUACCAUUUACCUUUGUGACCCUAUAUUUUUAUUUAUUUUUUUGCUUGGUCUGAAAAUGUUUGAAGUAAAUAUACAAGACAGCUGCAGUUCUUGGCAAAUUGACUAAAAUGUUUGCAUACUUUUAUACCUGAUUGUAGUCAAACCUGAAAGUGUUGUAAAAGGUAAAAAACUCACCCACUCAUACAACACACACACCCUCAUACAACACACCCCCCCCAUACACCAUACCACACACACCCAUACAACACACACAAUCAUGACACAGUAAUGGGUCCCAACCUGUGGUUUGAAGAACCCUACUGUAGAGAUCUGACUUUAUUGUAAAACAUUCCUUCCACAAAGGCAUUUUGUUGUGUUAUUUCAAAUUAAUACCUAAUAUGUAUGUUACUUCUAAUUUGCAACUUUACAUUUCUGGUCCUUCCUAAAAAAUGCUGCUAACAUUGUAUAAUGAAAUGCAGUGUUCUUUGUAAACUGGAAUAAAGUCAUUUCCCUGUAUUUAAAAAGGA